AUGAAGCCUUUUCUGUUCGCAUUCUUCGUUGCUUUUGCCUCAGCCCGUCCUGAACCACCAGUGGGCUACAACUACCCAUCACCUUCGUCCGGAGGUCACAGUAUCGGUGGAGGCCUCGGAGGAGGUCAUGGUAUCGGCGGAGGCCUUGGAGGAGGUCACAGUGGCGGCGGAGGUUUUGGUGGAGGACUAGGAGGAGGACUCGGCGGAGGAUUAGGAGGAGGACUCGGCGGAGGACUUGGCGGAGGUUACUCCGUAGGAGGAGGUAGUGGAGGAGGUUUCGGCGGAGGUCACUCUUUAGGAGGAGGAUUCGAUGGCUCCUCAGGCGGUUCAGGAUUCGGCGGCGGAGCCGGUUUCGGUGGUGGAGCAGGUGCUGGUUACAGUGCAGGACCCACAGUACACAAACACGUCUACGUUCACGUCGCUCCUGAAGAACCCCAAGAACAACAAGCGCCCAGAGUACAUUCUCUAGCCGCCCCACAAAAACACUACAAAAUCAUUUUCAUCAAGGCACCAAGCGCGCCCAAUCAACAAGCUCCAAUCAUUCCAGCCCAACCUCAAAACGAAGAGAAGACUUUGGUUUACGUUUUGGUUAAGAAACCAGAAGAACAACAAGAUAUCGUUAUCCCAAGCCCUGCACCAACGCAACCCAGCAAACCAGAAGUUUACUUCAUCCGUUACAAGACCCAAAAGGAACAAGGAGGUGCUGGAGGUUACGCUGGUGCCGGUGCUGGAGUUUCUGGUGCUGGAGGUGAUUUAUCUGGUGUCGAUCUGUCCGGUCAUGGUGCUGGCGAUCUUGGCGGUGCCCAAGGAGGUUCAUUCUCAAGCGGAGGUUCUUUGGAAGGUACUGUUGUAGGCGGUUCAGGUGGUUCUUCCUCCAAAUACGGCCCACCCGGUUACCACAAAUAAAUCAUUUAAAUUCAACACCAUUCCACUUACGGGUAUUUUUUAAAUACACAUUAUAUAAUUUAUUUUUUCAAAUAGGCUGACAAUAAUUGUUUAUAAUGAGAUGUAUCUGAUCCUGUGAUGGGAGUAUUUGUGAUGUUUUGAGGACACUUAAUCCUUUGAUUUUCUGUAUAUAGUCAACUUAUUUUAUAUUUUCGCUUUUAUAAUGCUCAUUAGAUUUUAAGAAACG
Molecule: messenger RNA, 1132 nt
Organism: Ceutorhynchus assimilis (cabbage seed weevil)
Lineage: Eukaryota; Metazoa; Arthropoda; Insecta; Coleoptera; Curculionidae
Source: the annotation of a GenBank genome assembly